Rotaria sp. Silwood2 is the source of this 1209-nucleotide messenger RNA. The record is from the annotation of a GenBank genome assembly. Lineage: Eukaryota; Metazoa; Rotifera; Eurotatoria; Philodinida; Philodinidae.
UGUCUUACAAGCUUGAUGGGAAAAACGUAGAAUUAUCAGAUGUCUGCAUUCAUAAUGUGAAAAACUAAAUUAUAUUGUUUGGAUAGCUCUACCUAACUACUAGUUUAUUGAUCUAAUAGUUGGAACCGAGUUUGCCAGUUUAUACCAUAUAUUGACUAUCUAGAACGAUUUUCAAGCAGUGAGUUCAACCGUUUUUUUGUCAAUUUUGCCGGAAUUUCACCGGUUUAAGAGCGCUUUAUAACCGGUCGGUUUUCCGGCCGGACCGGACCGUUUUAGAAAUUUCUGUCCGGUUCCAGCUCUGGGAAGAGGUAAUCUGAAUGAAAUAUUGUACAAAACGAUAGAGUUUCUUCAAGACUUAUGCAUAUUUUCUUAGAAUUUUGACGAUUUAAAAAAAAAAAUCGGAUGAAAAUCUUUAGAUGAUGAAAUUAGUAGACACCAAGAGAUUGAUCUGAAGACUGUGAUCAUUUAAUAUUUCAUCGAUAUUUAUCUAACGAUGGUUUUCAGAUUGAUAUAAUCGAAUUAAAUACGAAACAGAGCAUAAAUUUAUUCGAAUUAAUAAAUAAUUUCUUUUUAUUUAGUCGUGAUAGUCAAUUAAAAAAACAAGGCUAUUUAUGUGCUGGUUGUGGACGUUAUGUUGAAAAAGGUUAUGCAUAUCGAUUUCGAUAUUGUGAAUAUACUGGCAAAUAUUUUUGCCGUAGUUGUCAUUCUGAUAAAAAAUCUUAUCUACCAUCUUAUAUAAUAACAAAAUGGGAUUUUUCAAAUAAACAUAGUGUAUCAAAUUUUGCUUUUGAUUAUUUAAAUCGCAUAUAUAAAGAAGCAGUAUUUAAUAUAAAUGAUCUUAAUUCAAAAUUAUUUCAAAAAAGUACUAAAUUAAAAAUAAUGAAUGAACUUCGUUGUACACUUUAUUUUCUUCGUCGUUAUAUAUUAACAUGUCGUUUUGCUGAAGAAACAGGAUAUCAACAAAGUUUACAAACAUUACCAUCAUAUAUAUAUGAACAUCCACAUAUAUAUUCAUUAGAAGAUUUAUUUAAAACUAAAUCAGGUGAAUUGCAUAAAGUGUUUGAACCAAUUGUUAUGAAAUUGCGUGAUCAUGUUUUAACAUGUUCUUUAUGUUUUGCUAAAGGUUACAUAUGUGAAAUUUGUAAUAAUGACAAAACUAUUAUUUUUCCAUUUAAUAUUCAAACAACGAGUACUUGUUCUGGUUUGUAG